AUGCAGGGCUUAUACCAGGCUGCUGGCUGGAUUCUCGUGACUCUGGGGGCUCUCAGUGUAGUCUCUGGAGUUAUUGCUUUCUUCCCAGUCUUUUCCUACAAGCCUUGGUUCACAGGAUGGAGUGUCUGGAUUGCUUGUCCCAUCUGGAAUGGAGCUUUGGCCAUCACGACCGGUGUCCUCCUACUGCUGGCUCACAGACAGUGGAUCCAGAGAUACCUGUGGGAAGCUGGUUUCACCUUUGUGAUUCUGAGCAUUAUGGGAUGUCCACUCCAUUUUGCAGUAGCCUUGAAAUCCGCUCUCCUUGGCCCGUAUUGCUUCUACUCUUUUUCCGGAAUUGCAGGGACCAAUUACCUGGGUUAUGCAGUUGCCUUUCCCUUUCCGUAUACAAGAUUCCCGUCAGUUUGUGUAGACCCACCUCACUAUGAAGAGUACCACCUGACGCUGCAAGCCUUUGACCUGUGCCUGAGUUUUACCAUGCUAUGUGUGUCCUUGACAUCAUUCAUCACACUUUCUGCAAGACUGAUCCGAGAUGGGCACAUAAAUGGACUGAGGGGAAAUAAGACUUGGGUGAGGAGGAUGAAGAGCCCCAAUGAGGAAUAACAAGACCUGAGUUAGGUAGUGAUGCUGGACAUGAGAAGAGUGAUACAUCUGAGAGAGAUUUGCGAGGUAGAAUCAACAGGACUUAGUAACAGCAUGUGGAACAAAGGAGGAGCCCAGGAAGAUGCAAAGGAUUUCUGGACCAUGAGAGACAGACAGAGUGAUUGGAUUUAAUGUGAGUCCCACCCUUGUCACUUAAGGUUAGUGCUCAGUUUCACAUCUCAUCAUUAAUCAAAAGCCACUGUAAGAACCUGAUAGAAGAAAUCAGAGGACUUCUGCCUAGGAUUCUAGCCAAUGAGGUACUAAAGUUUACCAUUGGACACUCCAUGACUCAGGUUGUUCACAUGCCAAAUACAAAUGAUGACUCGCUUUGAGUUUAUGAUAAACCUAGUGCUGAAGGGCAUGGACUACAAGACAGUUUCAGUCUUGGUCAUAUUUAUUGAACAAUAUGUCUCUUCUUCUACUGAACCUCCCAUGGCAAAGGUCAGCCAUGAAAGACCUGUAGACAGUCAAGCCCAAUGGACUCGUCAAUCUACAUCUUCCUUGACCUCUCUUCAGCCUUUGGAACUAUUGACCACUGUCUCCAUGAAAUGCUCUCCCUUUGACUUCCAUGCACCGUUAUCUUUGGUUCUCUUCCUUCUCUGUGGCUUUUCCUCCUCAGUCGCCUUUAAAGGCCCUUUUGCUCUGUUCACCACUUAAAGACCAGUGACCUCACCCCUUUUGGGUUGAUGCCUCACACAUCCACAUCUGUUGCCCAGUCCCCUCUCCUGCUCUAAUGAGCUCUACAUCUGACUAUUUUCCGGUCAUGCUCCUGUGUCCCUCAGACACAUCAAAUUCAAGAUGUUCAUAAUGGAGUUCGUCAUCUGCUUGUCCCCAAAACCUGCUCUUCUUCCUGAAUCUCCAACUCAGUUGCCAACACUCAUGACAUGCAGGACAAACUUGAGACCUGGAGUCACCCUUGACUCCACAUACCUGAGUCCAUCACCAUGUCCUGACAACUGUACCUCUUAAAUAUUUCUCUGUUGUGUCCUUCUUUCUCUAUACCAACCGUGAUGACCCUGGUUUGCCCCCAUCUUCUUUCACUCAGACUUCUGUUCCCAGUCUUGUCUUUCUUAAGAAGUAUCCUCCACUCAGGCUCAAGAAUGAGCUCUCUAAAGUUCAAAUCUGUGCUUAUCAUUCUCUGCUUUAAAUCCUUCUGCUGUUCCCCUUCACACAGGAUACAGUCAAGCUCCUUCGCAUGACAUCCAUGUACACUCAGCUCCUCUCUGAGCAUGUGAGUUCCUCCAGGACAAGGACAAAGAUGAGCAGGAAAGGUGGGAGUAUGAGAGUCAAAAGAGGAGCAGGGUAGCAGGUUGCAGUACUCAUUGUCAUUUUUAUGUCUUCCUGGCUACAGUUAAAGUCUUACCUAAACCUACAGGAGGCACAGUUCAAAUUUAGAAACAGUUCACAUGUCAUGGGAAAAUUUACUAUGGUCGUGGAAUCCAACAAGAAUCUCCAGAAAGGAGUACGUAGAAAAAGUAGAUUUAAACUUCCAUACCAAGGAUCAGUGGUUUAUUGAAGAAGAAUUGCUUUCAGCAUUAUUUAUGACUCAGGGAGAACCUGAUAUGCUGUAGUACUUCUGAAGUCAGAUUGUUUGAGGGGUAAUUGCUUCCUCUAUCGCCUGCUUUCUGAGUAGCCUUGAGCAAAUCAAUAUUGAACCUCUCUGAGCCUAAAGUUCUUCAUUGGCAAAAUAGAGAUAACACCAUAUAUGGCAAAAUAAAAUAACAUACUUACUAUUUAGAGUCCUACACUGAGCAUGGUAGUUGAUAGAUCCUUAAGAAAUGUUUGCUAUCUUCCCCUCACUUCUUUUUUUCUUUUAAUUCUUAUUU
This is a messenger RNA of Vicugna pacos (alpaca), 2465 nucleotides long. It is a transcript of the gene TMEM212, whose product is annotated as transmembrane protein 212. The record is from RefSeq and is a predicted model, not a curated record. Lineage: Eukaryota; Metazoa; Chordata; Mammalia; Artiodactyla; Camelidae.